Messenger RNA from Macroventuria anomochaeta, 1930 nucleotides. Its product is annotated as gamma-glutamyltranspeptidase 1 precursor. Lineage: Eukaryota; Fungi; Ascomycota; Dothideomycetes; Pleosporales; Didymellaceae. Gene Ontology annotation, molecular function: glutathione gamma-glutamate hydrolase. Gene Ontology annotation, cellular component: plasma membrane. The transcript is spliced from 2 exons. The coding region runs from base 168 to 1904 and encodes 578 amino acids. The record is from RefSeq and is a predicted model, not a curated record. Gene Ontology annotation, biological process: glutathione catabolic process.
CAACAGUGUAAGCUUCUUACCAAAACGGUCAAGGCAGUAAUCGUCAUUGUUGUACGGCAAGUAUUAGGGCUGGGCCGUUGCCGCGGGCUUAAAGUGAAAGUCAAGCCCAGCCCAUGGCUCCCGUGCUGGUUGAGCUUGUUUCUUCCUUCUGUCGCGAGAGUAUCAAUAUGGCGCGUGGUGCAAUGUUGUCGCGGUGCUUGACUGGGCUGCUGACGCUGCAGUCGGUCUUCGCGAACCCAGUUCCUUCAGGUUACCCUACACCACCUGCGAUCAAACAUGGCGAACUGGGCGCUGUGGCUUCGGAGAGCGACGUCUGCAGCCACAUUGGUGUAGAUUUGCUGAAGCAAGGCGGCAACGCUGCUGAUGCACUGGUCGGCACCGUAGCUUGCGUGGGAGUUAUUGGCAUGUACCACUCUGGUCUUGGAGGUGGAGGCUUCAUGCUUGUGCGAGCACCCAACGGCACAUACGAAUUCAUCGACUUCCGUGAGACAGCACCAGCUGCUGCUUUCGAGGAUAUGUACAAGGACAACGAGGAUGCCAGCAUCAAUGGUGGUUUGGCUUCCGGUGUACCUGGCGAGGUUCGUGGUCUGCAGUACCUUCACGAGAGAUACGGCAAGCUCCCUUGGGCAACGGUUCUUAAGCCAGCAGUCAAGGUUGCGCGCGAAGGAUGGCGAGUCAACGAGGACCUGAUCAGCUACAUCAAGUCUGCAACUGCAAGCUUGAACGCAACGAACAACUUCCUACUCAACGAUCCGGAAUGGGCUAUCGACUUUGCUCCCAAGGGUCGCAUUGUCCAGCUGAACGAGACCAUCACAAGGAAGCGCUACGCAGACACUCUGGAGACCAUUGCCAACGAAGGUCCCGAUGCCUUUUACGAAGGUCCUCUUGCAGAGGCUACAAUCAACGCUCUUCAGGCCAAAAACGGCACCAUGACUCUCGAAGACCUCAAGAACUACACAGUCGCUAUCCGCAAGCCUUCGACCAUCACAUACCACAACUACAAGCUCACAGCCUGCAGCGCUCCCAGCGGCGGUGAAGUUGCCCUCUCCGUUCUGAAGAUUGUAGAAGGCUACUCCGGCUUCGGCGAGCCAGCUGCUAUCAACCUGACCACGCACCGCCUCGACGAAGCCAUGAAGUUCGCUUACGGUAUGCGGGCUGAGCUCGGCGACCCGCUAUACCUCGAAGGUAUCGACGAAUACCAGGAAGCGAUGAUUUCGGCCUCCACUGCAGCAGAAGUCCAAUCCAAGAUCAGUGAUACCCAGACCUUCAACGUAUCCUACUAUGACCCGAAAGGCCUGGAGUCGCUCGAAACGCCUGGCACGUCGCACAUUGUAGCUGCGGACAAGGACGGUCUUGCCAUCACGCUUACGACAACCGUCAAUCUACUUUUCGGCAGCAAGGUUGUCGUACCAGAAACUGGAGUCAUUAUGAACAACGAGAUGAAUGACUUUUCCAUUCCCAACACAACAAACGCGUUCGGUUACAUCCCUAGCCCAGCAAACUACAUCCGCCCUGGCAAACGACCCUUGUCCUCCAUCUCGCCCGUAAUCGUUGAACACCUCAACUCUACCCUUGCAAACGCUUUCUACGUUGCUAUCGGUGCAGCUGGCGGAAGUCGUAUUAUUACUUCUACGAUCCAGAACCUGAUCCAUAUCCUUGAUGGCAAUCUGACGACCGCGGAAGCGCUGGCCCAGCCGAGGAUCCACGAUCAACUUGUGCCUGCCCAAAUCAGCUUCGAACCCACAUUCAACAAUGGAACUACAGCUUUCCUCAAGCAGUUGGGUGCCAAUGUGACAUGGGCCGCAGCGGGAAGCACAGCGCAUGGACUGCGGAGAUUGAGCAAUGGCACGUUCGAGGCCGCCGGUGAACCGAGACAGAAGAACAGUGGUGGUUUCGCCGUAUAAUGGCGUCUCUGUCGGAUGAUAGAGGA